AUGAACGCCGUCAUCCUCAGAAAUGUCGAUGUGGAAACUUCUGUUGAAUCCAAGUUUGUAAACAGGCUUUGGCCAUUUUUGCUUUUUGCUUGCUUUGGAUGCUCAGCCUCGCCUUGGCACACCAAGAAGAAUCGCCUUGGCACGCCAAAUAAAUGCGAGGUUUGUAAGUUACUGACGGUGGAGUUGAAGGACGCCUUGGAAAAAACUGGUCGCUCGAAGGAGGUUCUAGAGAUCGGAGAAGUUUUGGACACUGGCAAGCGCAGACGCAAAAUCAAGUACAACACCUCAGAGACACGACUCACUGAGGCUAUGGACAACAUCUGUGAAAGAAUACUGCAGUACAGAGUCCAUGCUGAGAGACCAGGAAGCCUUUGAUAUGCCAAGUUGUGAAGCUCUGGUACAAGUCAAACAAUGAGCACACUGCAGAACCUGGUAAAUAAGGGAGUGAAGGUUGACCUCGUGAUUCCUUAUGAACUGUGGGAUGAACCAUCAGUUGAGGUGGCGGACAUGAAGAUACAGUGUGAGACCAUGUUAGAAGAAAAUGAAGAGGUUGUAGAGAACUGGUACUUUAAUCAUCUAUGUCUCUAUGUCUCUCUAUUACUGUACGUCUUUCUCUGUACCUGUCUCCACAUUUUGUUUUUCAUACACAUGUGCAAUUUUAACCCUUACUGUCAAACAUGCUCUCACACACACAUCCAACCACUAUUUUUCAGGCCUUAAAGAGGCAUGGAAAGGUGACAUGGGAAUGAAAAAAUCAAAGGAGGAGAGGGAGGAAGACAGACCCAUGACACAGGAGAAUUGUAAAAGCCAUAGUGGUUGAUGAUCAGGCUUCCUUUUGCACAAAUGCAUGGAAUAAUGUGUCAAUAUAAUUGAUAAAAACUUGUUGACCAAAACCAAGGAAACAUCAAGCAUAAGGGAGAGCAUUUUUCUAAUCCUUAAGAGCACAGUAGCUUAAAAUUUCCUUAAAAUUGUUCUCAAAACUGUCCAAAUCUGUUCUUCCUUCUUUCCUUGAUGUUAUACCUCUGUCCAUGCAGACAUAUUUUGAAUUUCUCUUUAAUGCAUUGUUAAUACUGAAUAAGAAAGACACUUUGUACUGUCUUAGAGGGUUGUCUUUACAACAGAAACAGUUUCUUACCUAGUAGACCACAUUAUUUAUCAUGAAUGCGCAAUCAUUUGUCAACAUGGAACUUGUCCUUGCAACAACUCUUUCCAGUUUGCUGAAUUGAAAAGAAGAUGGUUUUAAGAUUUUGUAAUUUUGGGAACUUUAAGCAUACUGUUAUAUUUGUCACCUGAUGCAAUAUCU
Molecule: messenger RNA, 1303 nt
Organism: Myxocyprinus asiaticus (Chinese sucker)
Lineage: Eukaryota; Metazoa; Chordata; Actinopteri; Cypriniformes; Catostomidae
Gene: cnpy4
Product: canopy FGF signaling regulator 4
Exons: 6
Cellular component (GO): endomembrane system
Molecular function (GO): signaling receptor binding
Source: RefSeq, a predicted model, not a curated record